AUGGCUUCUCAUAUAAUCAACUUACUUCAGCGGAUCAAACCUUGGACCAACACCGGUAUUCAUAACGUGACUGUGCCUCUAUUUCCACCGUCAGCAUUAAACCUCGCAAAUCUCCCACCCGAGCUUUUGCACUAUAUCAUCUCAUAUCUCGACCGAGAAUCCGUGAAACAAUCCCGCCUAACAUGCCGAAACCUGUCAUAUUCCGCAACGAUCAGUCUCUUUCGGAGGAUUGUACUAUUCCCAAAUGAUGCAAGCUGCCAGAAUAUGGAAAGAAUCCUGGAGAGCACCGCGAUAAAGUCGGUGUGCCACGAUCACGACACUCCUGCGGUUGCGAAGGCUGUUCUUCCUACACAAGUGAUUACAUUGAUCCAACGACUGAAAGAACUCCCAAACCUGCGCGACGUGGCAUUGCGCUUUGAUGCAAACAUUUCUAUUCCCGAUGAUGAUGAUGAUGAUGAUGUUGCUGAGGGUGUCAGCGCGUUUUGGCACCCUGAAACAGUAGAAUUCCGUUUAGAAACCCUUCGUUUACUGUUUUCCUCGUUGCUUUCGCUGUCCCGUCCACUACGAGGGUUAGCUAUUCAGAGCAUGCAGAAUGUAUGCGAGCAAGAUGAUAAAGAGAUCGCUAUAAUGGCCCUGGUGCUUUGUAAGCUUCAGUCACUUCGACUAAACAUCAUCCAAGACAUUGAGUACUCGGACGAAGACGACUUGUUACUUUCAGACACAAGUCGUACCUUUUAUCCUGAACUUACGACUAAGUGGCUGAAGCCUACUGUGGGGACCCUUCAAAACCUCUGCCUAUGGACCAACGAAGUCUUCGGGUUUUAUCCAAAAAUGCUUCCCAUGCACUUCCCUCACUUGAAAAGUCUGACCCUGGGAAAAUACUGCUUUGUGCAUGAUUCCCAGCUUGACUGGAUUCUCUCACACGCGGCCACUCUACGCGAGCUGUAUCUUUACAGUUGCGUCAUACUAUAUGAAGUACGUAUCUGUAAGAACGAGUUACACCAGUGCUAUCUUAGUGAGAAAGAAAUAAGCGACGGCGAAGGAGUCUAUUCGCAAUAUUACGCCUAUACCUAUCCCAAACGUUGGUCAAACUAUUUUGAUAGUUUUCGAAACGAACUUGUUCAUUUGGGGCAUUUCCGUUUCGGAGGCAAUACUAUACCAACUUGCGAGCAGCCAUUCGAACAGGACCACGAGAUAAAAGUGGACUUGUAUCCGAGCCGUUACUCUGUGUUCGACCAGGCUACACCCCAAAUAUAUAUGCCGGUGCUACAAGACGAGUCGAUGUUCUCUUGGCCUUCUGUAAAUACCCUGGACGAUGCCGAAGCCUUACUGGGGUUAUUGAAAAGGACUGGACAGGAUUCCCAAAUCCAGAGGAAGGGCAUUAUCUAA
This is a messenger RNA of Aspergillus alliaceus, 1389 nucleotides long. RefSeq names its product F-box protein. Gene Ontology annotation, molecular function: protein binding. The record is from RefSeq and is a predicted model, not a curated record. The coding region runs from base 1 to 1389 and encodes 462 amino acids. The transcript is spliced from 3 exons. Lineage: Eukaryota; Fungi; Ascomycota; Eurotiomycetes; Eurotiales; Aspergillaceae.